Molecule: messenger RNA, 662 nt
Organism: Drosophila yakuba
Lineage: Eukaryota; Metazoa; Arthropoda; Insecta; Diptera; Drosophilidae
Exons: 2
Coding region: 81-548 (155 amino acids)
Source: RefSeq, a predicted model, not a curated record
UGAAAGUAGUCCUUGAGCCAAAAGUCUGUAAAUAAAUUGGCAAAACAGUGUGAGCUAUUCAACUGGCAACAAGUUAGAAUAUGAACUGCAUAUUUCUUAUUUGCUCCCUGCUUGGCAUCUCUUUCGUUAUAGCGAUCGAGGCCAACUGUCUGCGGGGUACAGGCCACAUGUGGCAGCUGAAGCCACCCACCGGCACAAACAGUUGCAAUCGACCGUCAUCUCUGGCCAGAAAUGGAACAUCAAUGGGAAAACCAAUGGGAAAACCAGCAACGUCUGCAGUCGACAUUGCAGUUACUACAAUGGUAGCACCAGAUCCGGAGGUUGGAGCAACCGUAGCUGCCCCUCCUGUGGUGUUUCUGGCCAACUACGUCUAUGAGUGCGCCAGUCGUCGCACUGCAAGCAGUUGCAGUAAGCCACCAGGGUCGAAGCCUUUGCCGGAGCCGGAAUCGAAGCCGGAACUCGAAUCCGGACAGGAGCCGGAGGUGCCUAAGCCCCGAACUGUGACACUGACAACCGGCGAACUGGAAGGGUUUGGGCCAACUGAGUGAAAGGGGUUUUGCAUGCGAUUAGACCAGCUGAUGGGACGGGUGAUGUUAGCCCCAUUUAUACAUUUAUACUUCGAUGGCAAUAUAUUUCGUACGGCAAUAAAGUUAGCCAAGCCA